Messenger RNA from Magnolia sinica, 2199 nucleotides. Its product is annotated as pentatricopeptide repeat-containing protein At4g14050, mitochondrial. The coding region runs from base 130 to 1965 and encodes 611 amino acids. Gene Ontology annotation, biological process: RNA modification. Gene Ontology annotation, molecular function: RNA binding; zinc ion binding; protein binding. The transcript has a single exon. The record is from RefSeq and is a predicted model, not a curated record. Lineage: Eukaryota; Viridiplantae; Streptophyta; Magnoliopsida; Magnoliales; Magnoliaceae.
CUGGGCGCCUGCGUAUCAAGCUUCAUACGCUGCCAGAGUAUCAAAUAACUCCCCAAGCCGGAUCUAAUCCCAAACGGUUCGAACAGAAUUCAAAUAAAGGCGGGAAUUGAUGGCUUGUUCGUUCAAGGCAUGCCCCACCCCCGCCAAAUCCUGGCCCUUCUCCAAUCCUCUGCCAGACACCAGAUCCCAUCCAACGGCAAGCAACUCCACGCCCACAUCAUCAAAUUCGGCCUGCAACGAUGCAGGCCCCUGCCUAACAACCUCAUCCACAUGUACGGACAAUGCGGCCUCCUCCUCGACGCCCUCCGCCUGUUCGACGAAAUGCCGCAUCGAGACGCAGUCUCCUGGGCCUCCAUCCUCACUGCCCACACCCAGUCCAACCGUCCAGAGCAAACGUUAGCUAUCUUUCCCACCAUGCUCACCGUCGACCAAAUCCAACCGGAUAAUUACAUUUUCGCCACUCUCGUGAAGGCCUGCACUAAUGGACCUGCCGUCAAGCAGGGAAAGCAAGCACAUGCCCGCUUCCUCUUAUCUCCAUUCUCUGACGAUGCAGUCAUGAAAUCCGCUCUUGUUGAUAUGUAUGCAAAAUGUGGUUUACCCGAUGAUGCCCGUCAGGUAUUUGACUCGAUUUCUGAGAAGAAUUCUGUUUGUUGGACAGCGAUGGUUUCUGGGUAUGCCCGAAACGGGCGGAUUUCAAAUGCUAUUGAGCUUUUCUGGAGGAUGCCUGUGAGGGAUCUGUUUUCUUGGACAGCAUUGAUUUCUGGAUUUGUGCUGACUGGUGAGAGCUUUGAUGCAUUGAAGCUGUUUGCAGAAAUGCGGUGUGAAAGCAUCCAAAUUGAUGACCCCUUCAUUCUUUCUACUGUCAUCGGAGCUUCUUCUAACUUGGCAGCAUUGGAAAUGGGAAAGCAACUUCAUUGUCUUGUUGUAGUUCUUGGAUACAAAUCGAGUAUGGUUGCUAGUAAUGCUCUUGUUGACAUGUAUGCCAAAUGUAGUGAAAUUUUAGCGGCAAAACGAGUCUUCGGAGAAAUUCCCCAAAGAGAUGUUGUUUCUUGGACGACAAUGAUAGUUGGGAUGGCCCAGCAUGGUCAAGCUGAAGAAGCACUGACUUUGUUCAAUGACAUGGUUGCCACAGGACAAAAACCAAAUGAGGUGACAUUCGUCGGCCUAAUAUAUGCUUGUAGCCAUGCAGGUUUAGUAGACAAAGGCCGCUACCUUUUUAGUUCGAUGAUCAAAGACUACAAUAUCACUCCUUCAUUACAACAUUACACGUGCUUGUUGGAUCUUUUCAGUAGAUCAGGCCAGCUUGUUGAGGCAGAGAAUCUCAUCAGGACAAUGCCAUUUGAGCCCGAUGAAGCCACAUGGGGCGCAUUACUAAGUGCUUGUAAGCGGCAUGGAAAUACCCAAAUGGGAAUUGAAGUGGCAAACCAUCUUUUGACCUUAAAACUGCAGGACCCAUCGAUUUAUAUACUACUAUCGAAUACAUAUGCGAGUGCAGGCAUGUGGGACUGUGUAUCUCAGGUGAGGAAACAGAUGGCAGUUAAGGCAGUUAGGAAAGAGCCAGGAUACAGUUGGGUUGAGUUGGGUAAGGAAAGCCAUAUGUUUUGCGCCGGUGACGUGUCACAUCCAAUGAGGGAUGAGAUUCUCAGGUUGUUGGGGGAACUGAGUAUGGAGAUAAAGAAGAGAGGGUAUGUGCCCGAUACAAGCUUUGUGUUGCAUGAUUUGGAACAGCAGGAGAAAGAAGAGCAGCUGUUUUUGCAUAGUGAGAGGUUGGCUGUUGCACUUGGACUGCUUAAGGCCGUGCCAGGAACCCCGAUUCGCGUGGUGAAGAACCUCAGAGUAUGUGGGGACUGUCAUGUGGUUUUGAAGAUGGUUUGUAACAUUGUAGGGAGAGAGAUUGUGGUGAGAGAUGCUAAUAGGUUUCACCAUUUCAAGGAUGGACAAUGCUCUUGUGGUGAUUUUUGGUGACAUUGGAUUGAAAUGGAAAUUAUAGCUUAUUUUUGCAUUCUUCACAGCGGGCGGUAGAGAUUAAAAACACUCAAAAACUCAACUCGAUGUAUGGCCAGGUCGGGUCGACCUGGAAACUCGAAGAGUUGACGGAGUCUUAACUUGACUCGAGUUGAUAUUUAAAUAAUUAAAUUUAGAGUAUUUGGUGUGACUUUAAAAUUUUAAAUUGUUUUAAAUACAUAAAUUAGAUAGAAA